GGGGGCUGGAUUCAUUCCAUACGUACAUGAACGUAAGAUGCAGCGUGACGUGAUGACGCAGCGCCAGACCCGGAAGUGAUGUUUAGUCAGCUGACUGAAAACAACAACAACAUCAGAGGAGCUCCGGGAAAAUAACGGGAAUACUGCUCCUUAGUACCGGGGAUACUGCUCCUUCCUCCCGAGAAUACUGCUCCUUAGUACCGGGGAUACUGCUCCUUCCUCCCGGGGAUACUGAUCUUUCUUAGUACCGGGGGUACUGCUCCUUCUUAGUACCGGGGAUAUUGCUCCUUCCCUCGGGGGUCUCAGAGUGGUCCUCCUCCCUGGUUCUCCCCCCUUCUCUCGAUGUGGAUUCCCCCGGAGGAGGUGCUGCUGGCCGGGCCUCUGUGGGUCUCUGAGCGGGCAAACCCCUUCUUCAUCCUGCAGAGGAGGAGAGGACAUGGCCGAGGAGGGGGGCUUUCCGGUCUGCAGGUGGUGUACAUACCCUGGACGUGGUUCUGGACUCCAGCGCCCGGGUCGCUCCCUAUCGGAUCCUCCUGCAGACGGCUGGCGCUCAGAUCUACUGGAACAUCGCAAGCG
Messenger RNA from Notothenia coriiceps (black rockcod), 576 nucleotides. Its product is annotated as TBC1 domain family member 9B-like. The transcript has 2 exons. Lineage: Eukaryota; Metazoa; Chordata; Actinopteri; Perciformes; Nototheniidae. The record is from RefSeq and is a predicted model, not a curated record. The annotation marks the transcript as partial.